This is a messenger RNA of Rotaria sordida, 1254 nucleotides long. The record is from the annotation of a GenBank genome assembly. NCBI's taxonomy places the organism in Eukaryota, Metazoa, Rotifera, Eurotatoria, Philodinida, Philodinidae.
AUGUGUUACUAUUGUCGCUAUUUAGCAAAUGAAAAAUCGAAUAGUUAUGAUGAUGAUGAUAAUGAUGAUCAAUAUUUUCGAAAAGAUAUUAAGUAUCGUCGUGCAACACGAUCAUGUCAUUUAGCUACAAUAUUACGUAUUAUUAGUAUAACAAUUUUUUUUGUUAUGUUCAAUAUAACACUUGCUCUUUCACAAUCAUCACAAAAUCAACAACAUCGAGAUCAAUCAUCAUCAAAAGUUCUUCAACUAAAUUCUCGAGAUUUUUUCGGUGUAAAUAAUGUUAAUAAUCAAGAUCAACAACAAAUAAAACCACGUCAAAAUUCUCCAAUUAAACCUUCUUCAUCAUCAACAAUUAAUUCAACAAUAUCGAUACCUCAACCAAAAACAAAACGAUUAACACAUGAAAAACGUCUUAUACGUGAUUUACUUAAUAAUUAUCCAACAAUAUAUGCACGUCCAAUACGAAAUAUAUCACAACCAUUACCAAUACAAUUUGGUUUAACAUUAACACAAUUAUUUGAUCUUGGUUCAACAGGUCAAAAAAUGCAAACAAAUACAUGGAAAACAUUUAUUUGGCAAGAUAUGAAUUUAGUUUGGAAUCCAAGUGAUUAUGGUGGAUUAGCAACAGUAUGUCUACCUGCUGAUUCAAUUUGGACACCGGAUAUUGUUUUAUAUAAUUAUGCUGAUGAACGUUUAAAAGAUUGGCGUGACAUAUCUGCUGUUAUACAAAAUACAGGUGAUAUUUUAUAUGUACCAGCAACUAUGCAAUUUAGUGUUUGUUUUCUUGAUAUAACAAAAUUUCCUUAUGAUAUACAUCAAUGUUCAUUAUUAUAUCGUUCAUGGACAUAUGAUCAUACAAAAGUAAUGCUUGCAUUUAAAGAAGAUAUAUCAGCUAUGGAUAUGACAUCAUAUAUAAAUUCAAACGAAUGGAAAGUUGUUGCACUUCCAGCAGAAAAAACAAUAACAGAUGAUGGAUUUUCAUUAUUAACAUAUACAUUAAUUAUUCAACGAAAAGGUGGUCUUUAUGGUUAUUUAUUAAUAUUACCAUGUUUACUUUUAUCUGCAGCAACAAUGGUUGUUUUUUGGAUUCCACCUGAAUCACCAGCAAAAAUGAUUUUAACUAUAUCAAUAUUUUCUGGUCUUUUUCUUCUAUUACUUCUACUUGCUGAAUCUAUUCCGGGUAAUGAAAAUAAUGAAUUUGAAAUCAAUAUAAUAGAUCAUGCUAUUUAUAAAUUAAAUGUCAAUAUUGCAUGA